AUGAAUUGUGGUGUCAAUUUCCCAAAAAUUAAACUCACAAAUCGUCCUUGUCAUAACCAAUUAAAAUCAAAAAAACGCGGUCGUCCGCGGAAUUCCGGUUCAAAUAAUGUGUCCUCCUUACCUGAUGGUCAUUUUUGUUUGACCUCUUUUCAUAAGUAUCAACCUCGUGUGAAAAUGGUUAAACAUGCGACCAAUAUUAAUGAUAAUGACCAAGAGAUAGUCACCUCGUUCGAAGAGACUACUUUUAUUGCUGUUACUCAUUAUCAAAAUGAUGCUGUUAAUUCUUUAAAGAAAAAUUAUAAUCCUCAUGCUAAAGGGUUUAAAGAUAUGGAUUCCAAAGACAUGAAUUGUGAUCAAUUGUACUAUUCUAAUGAUGUUGAAAUUUCGGGUAAUGAAUCCCAAAAUGAAUUUGAUGAUUCCGAAUUUGAAGAUUCCGACUUUGAAUGUACCGACGAUAAUCUCCGAAACAAAAUUGGGAUAAAUAGUGAUUCCUAUUUUAAUUCGACUUCAUCAACUUGCGUUACAACUUCAUUAAAUCUUUCAACAUCUGAAAAAUCUACUACGACAACAAAUAAUAUUAAACCAAAUUCUACGGACCGUAGUUCAGAUGAAGGAAUUCGAACUCGUCAAUUGAGUAUUUAUCACAGCGACUAUCGUGCAAAAAUUGUAAAGCCAACGACAUAUAUCUUGAAAGAGCAAAAACAAGAUAAUGAAACCCGUAAUUGGUUAGAUUUAAACUCCAAUCCUAACAUAAAAAAACCAUCUUCUAAGCAACGUCCAAAACUUGACAAACCUAUUUUAAUCCCCUCCUUCAAAUUGUUGGAUCCACUUAAUCAAAAUCUAACUCCCAUCUCUCCAUACAAGACUGACAAACAAUCUACUGCAACUGGAUUUCCCUGGAUUACUAAACGUGUUGAUAAUGAAUAUAGUAGAGACAUUAAUAUGACACAAAAACAAUUUAUGUUAAAUGCUUUUCAGUCAAAAGAUGAUUUAAAAGACGAUUCAAAAGAUAGUUCAAAAGAUGAUUCUAAAUAUGAUUCAAAAUAUGAAUUACCACAACAAUUUAAGCAUCAAAAUAUGCCUCGAUUGACCUUUCCAAUCACUCCGCCAACGCCAAUUUCUCCUAAUAGUCCAAUUAAUCCUUAUUUAUCUCGUCUUGAACGUGCUGAAAAUGAAAACAUGAAAUUGAGAGAAUUCAUCCGUGAAAGAUACGGUAUUGAAGCAGAAAAGGAAGCCGACGCUGUGGUCGUACUUGGAAGAAAUUCCUAA
Racocetra fulgida is the source of this 1269-nucleotide messenger RNA. Lineage: Eukaryota; Fungi; Glomeromycota; Glomeromycetes; Diversisporales; Gigasporaceae. The record is from the annotation of a GenBank genome assembly.